Messenger RNA from Nilaparvata lugens (brown planthopper), 1746 nucleotides. Its product is annotated as probable RNA-directed DNA polymerase from transposon BS. NCBI's taxonomy places the organism in Eukaryota, Metazoa, Arthropoda, Insecta, Hemiptera, Delphacidae. The transcript has a single exon. The record is from RefSeq and is a predicted model, not a curated record. The coding region runs from base 1 to 1746 and encodes 581 amino acids.
AUGGCAACAGAAUAUGGUCAGCCUUUUUCACCUGAAGAAAUUGGAUUUGCACUCAGGGACACAAAGCCUGGUAAAGCACCAGGAUUUGAUAACAUAAAUCCAGAAUUCCUUAUCAACUGUGGAAAAUAUGCUAAAGUAUGGCUGGCAAGAUUUUUCACUGAUAUUAUGCAGACAGGUAACAUACCAAAGGAAUUGAAGCAAUCAAAAAUAAUAGCAAUUUUGAAGCCUGGAAAACCUGCAGACUUGCCAGCAAGCUAUAGGCCUAUAGCAUUACUAUCAGUACUCUUCAAAUUACUGGAAAGGCUAAUCUACAACAGAAUUUGUCAGAAGAUCUUUGAUGUAAUACCAAUUGAACAGGCUGGUUUUAGACCAAAGCGAAGCACCUGUGAUCAAGUUCUGUCACUUACCACAUUCAUUGAAAGAGGAUUCCAGGAGAGGCUUAAAACCUCCGCUGCUUCCAUCGACUUGUCUGCAGCCUAUGACACAGUUUGGAGGGAGGGUAUGAUAUAUAAGUUUCUUCAGGUAAUCCCAUGUAAACUGACAGCUCGUCUUCUAAACAACAUGCUGAGUGAUCGUACAUUCCAAGUCAUCAUGGGUGCCAACAAGAGUACACAAAGAAAACUGAAAAAUGGCCUGCCACAAGGCUCAGUCCUUGCACCUUUGCUCUUCAGUCUUUACAUUGCUGACUUGCCAGAGACUCAGUCUAAAAAGUUUGGCUAUGCUGAUGAUUGGGUACUAGCAACUGGGUCUAAAUCAUUUGAAGAAGCAGAGGAAGUCUUAACUCAAGAUCUGGAAAAACUUGGAAGAUAUUUUCGACAAUGGCGCUUGAAGCCAAACGCCAGCAAGACAGAGGUUUCAUGCUUCCACCUAAACAACAAACUUGCCAAGAAAGAACUCAAAAUUCAAUUUGAGAACACAUUGCUCCUCCAUAACAGCACUCCUAAAUACCUCGGCGUAACACUCGAUAGAACUCUCUCCUUAAAAGCCCACUUAACAAAAACAGCGGAAAAGUUGAGGACCAGGAAUAAUGUUGUUCAAAAGCUUUGUGGAACUAGCUGGGGGGCUUCAGCUUCAACCCUGCGCUCAACAGCUCUGAGUCUUGUAUUUUCUGCUGCUGAAUAUUGUGCACCUGUGUGGCUAAACAGUCCUCACACACACAGAAUAGAUGCCCAACUCAACAAUACAAUGGGAAUGAUUAGUGGAGUCAUCAAAUCAACACCUACUGAAUGGCUUCCAGUUCUAAGCCACAUACCACCACCAAACCUGCGUCGUAAAAAUGCUCUCAUCAGAGAAUUUGAAAAAAUUUCAAAUAACCCAGACCUGAGAAUACAUGAGGAUAUUGAAAAUGCAAAUAAAACCCGCUUGCGAUCAAGAAAGCCACCAACAAAAACUGCAAUCGAUACUGCUACAGAACAGAACUUCAAUUUGCUUAGUGCAUGGCAGCAGGAAUGGACUAUGAAGCAGCGAGAUCAAAUCCCAUGGUUCUCCCAAAAGCCACCAGGUUUUGGCUUACCAAGGAAAGCUUGGUCGACUCUAAACAGAAUUAGAACCAAGCACGGUCGAUGUGGUGACUUGUUGUAUAAAUGGGGCAAAAUACCAUCGCCCUCCUGUGAAUGUGGGGAAAAACAAACAAUUGACCAUAUAGUGAAAGAGUGUGCAAUCACAGCCUUCAGAGGAGGAACAGAAGAAGAUUUCUUGAUGGCAACUCCAGAGUCAAUAGCUUACUUAAACGGACUGGAUAUAUGA